This is a messenger RNA of Harpia harpyja (harpy eagle), 4177 nucleotides long. RefSeq names its product zinc finger CCCH-type containing 12A (gene ZC3H12A). Lineage: Eukaryota; Metazoa; Chordata; Aves; Accipitriformes; Accipitridae. Gene Ontology annotation, cellular component: cytoplasmic ribonucleoprotein granule; nucleus. Gene Ontology annotation, biological process: nuclear-transcribed mRNA catabolic process, RNase MRP-dependent; 3'-UTR-mediated mRNA destabilization. The record is from RefSeq and is a predicted model, not a curated record. Gene Ontology annotation, molecular function: mRNA binding; metal ion binding; RNA endonuclease activity.
CGCCCCCGCCCGCUCUGCCCUUCCGCCUUGGCGCGGCGCUGCCCGGGCCCCGGUAUAAAGCGGCGGCCGCCGCCCGGCCCGCUCCGGCCCCAUGGAGGCGCAGCGGCGGCCCGUCGGCGGCAGGCCGGUCCGUGGCGUGAGCGGAGGCCGGCAGUCCCCCGCGGGGAGCCAUGAGCGCGGGCAGCGUCUUCUCCGUCCCGGGCUGGCCUGAGGCGCUGCCGGCCGCCAGGCCGCCGGCGCCCCGGCUCGGAGAGAGGAUGAGCGCCAGAGAGCCGUGCGAGAGCCGCUGCCUCGGCCCGGGCGGCCUGCCCGGCGCGGAGCCGCCCGAGGAGGCGGGGAGCCCCGGGCGGGAGCCCUGCGACGGCGCCGAGAUGCAGCUGAAGGUGGACUUCUUCCGCAAGCUGGGCUACUCCUCGGAGGAGAUCCACGUCGUGCUGCAGAAGCUGGGCCUGAACGCCGACACCAACACGGUGCUGGGGGAGCUGGUGAAGCACGGCCCGGCCGAGCGGGAGAGCGCCGAGGCCCCGCCGGAGGCCAAGGAGGCCCCGCUGGUGCCGCGGGGGGGGGCCGCCAACAAGACCCCCGCGCCGGCCCCGGAGGAGACGGAGAGCGAGAACCUGAAGCCCAUCGUUAUCGAUGGCAGCAACGUGGCCAUGAGCCAUGGAAAUAAAGAAGUGUUCUCCUGCCGAGGCAUCCUUCUGGCUGUCCAGUGGUUUUGGGACAGGGGACACAAGGAUAUUACAGUCUUUGUGCCAUCUUGGAGGAAGGAGCAGCCACGACCAGAUGUACUUAUAACAGACCAGUACAUUCUCCGUGACCUUGAAAAGAAGAAAAUUCUGGUCUUCACUCCUUCCAGGCGGGUUGGAGGCAAGCGUGUUGUCUGUUAUGAUGAUCGAUUCAUUGUGAAACUGGCACAUGAGUCUGAUGGCAUUGUGGUUUCUAACGAUACUUAUCGGGACCUGCAGAACGAGCGUCCUGAGUGGAAGAAAUUCAUUGAGGAGAGUCUGCUGAUGUAUUCCUUUGUUAAUGACAAGUUUAUGCCUCCAGAUGAUCCCUUAGGGCGACAUGGCCCCAGCCUGGAUAACUUUCUCAGAAAGAAACCUGUGGUGCCAGAACACAAGAAACAACAGUGCCCCUAUGGGAAGAAAUGCACUUAUGGAAUCAAGUGUAAAUUCUACCACCCUGAAAGGAUCAAUCAGCCCCAGCGCUCAUUAGCUGAUGAACUCCGAGCCAAUGCAAGGUUGUCUCCUACCAGAAGUACCAGUGCCAAGGAGGAGAAAAAGGGCAAAAGAGGUUCCCAGGCAGACCUCUUGUGCUCUGUGCCCACAGAGAGUGAUAAAAGCUCUUUGCAGAAGGUCUCUGCAGAGAGGAAAAGCUUGACCCACAAAGCAAAGCCCAGCGAUGUUUCGCUUCAGGUCAAAGGCUGUGUGUCAGGCAGCAUCCCCCCUAACAGUGGGAGCCACAGGUCUUCUGACAGGUACCAGCAGCCUCAUAUGGACUCUCUGUCUUAUAUCUCUCAGGAGCAUCUUGACUCAGGCAUUGGGUCUCUGGAGAACCAACUGUCUGACAUGUGGCCUUACAGAUCUACCAGUCACUGUGAUCAUUCCCAUGCUGAUCAGGUGGCAGUCUGCACCUGUGGUAGGCAGAGACCUGUCUACCCACAUUCUCCCAGCUUAGAGAAAAAUGGUCUGGUCUCUUACAAGCACGGUUCCCAUAAAUCUUCCUCCUCUGGUGCUAGCUUCUUGCAGUAUAGCCCUGAGAUAGCUCACUCAGGGCCACCUCACUCUUUCUCAGGCUAUGGAGUACCUGUACACCCAGCUAAUGCUGGGCAAUACAGCCUGCCCAAUGAGUAUAAUGCCCCUCCACCCCAUUCUCGGGAGUACUGGUCCGAACCAUACCAGAUGCCGCCACCUCAAGUGAUAUCUACCAGUGUGCGAGAUCCUCGUUCAGUACAGAGAGCCCCAGGGCCAGCGUAUGGGGACUCCUGCCAGUGGGCUGUCUCUGACCAGUUUGCGGAGGAGCGGGCCAAUGUGCAUGUCAAGCUGUGUGGCAUAUUCCAUCCCCAUUUAGUUGAUGCUGUGAUGAGCCGUUUCCCUCGGCUUCUGGAUCCCCAAAGGCUAGCUGCAGAGAUACUGACGUACAAGUCUCAGAACCCAGGUAUAUGAGGCAGAAGCUGAGGGCAGCCAGGCACGUGAAAAGCUUGAGAGGCAGUGUUUGCACUCUGUAGCUGCUGUAGAUGCCUUCUGAGGGCUCCUCCUUUUUCCUUGGAAAUACCAGGCUCCAGUUGGAGGCUGGAUACCAGAUGUGGUAUGCUCACAGCAAAUUCUGGUCUAGACGUGACAGUGUGCCCCUCUUAGAGAGGUGAGAGCACCCUAGGGUCCCAUCUUCCCCAGAGGCUGUUGAAGAGGCUCUGGGUGCUGAACAGGAGAAGAGGCUGCAGCUUCAGAGCAGGAUUUUUCCUUUGGGAUUGUAUGGUGAGUCAGACACACCCUAAAUUCCUACAGUUGUUCAGAACUGAAUGUGACCUUACUCCUCCCAUUAGCUUCAGUUUUGAGAUGGCUUAGUGUAUUAUCAGGCAUAUGGAGGGAGGACUCCUGGGGCGGGGGGGGGGGGGGGGCUUGUGAAAGAUAAGGGGGUACUACCUUUGCAGUGGCGUGAGGCUUUUUUGUGAAGACUGAAAUGCAUUGUCAAGGCUGUUCUUAGCUGUUAACUGAGCCUCUUUAGUAAAUACUGCCAUGCAGACCUGUGGAAAAUGUUGGAUUAUAAAUAUAGUAUGAUGCUGGGUUUAGCUGACUUUAAUUUGGUUUUAUUGGUGCACUUCUUUCAUGAUGCUUCCCAUACCCCUCCCACUUAAGGUUACCUUCCUGAGAUGAGGUCAUUCUCCAAUAUGUAGCACAAGUGCUUAGCAAGCUGCUCAGCUCCCAGAAAUAAGAGGAGCUAGGAGUGCAAUCCUUUCUCAGGAUGAGAGGCCUGACACUGCUCCAAAGCUACAUGCAAGUUGUGUGUUUGGCAUUUGCUGAAAAAUGCAGUUGUCAGAACAUGUGGAUGACCACACUGUUGAUGCUGCUCUAAAACAUUGACCUUGCCUGGUAACCUGUCUUAGGCUAUCUCUGUACAACACUGACAAGGAGGAUUUAUGAUGUUGUGCCUUUUGUUUUCAGACAGCAAUAGUUUUGAGCAUUCAGUAAAACAGCUGUAGUCAUGUCUGGACUGCUGCCAGUACUGUUCCUGAGGAUUCCUUAGUAUUUUUCUCUGUAAAGCUGUUGCUUCAUCUUCUUACUAACGUUUUCCUGUCCCCUUCAGCUUUGUCAAUCUAUAGCAGCAUCCAAAAAUGUAGAGUAAGACUUAUUUGGUAAGACUGUUCCCCUUUCAUUCCCUCUUACUCUGUAAGAUGUUUUUUACUGUAGAUACUGUAACAAUUUUAAAUAUGCAAACCCAAUUGCUGUAGUAAUUGGUUCUGGUCCUGGAAUUUCACUGUGCUUAGAAUGCAAAGAUGUUUCUUGCACUUGCAGGCCAGAAGCAGUUGAUUUGUUGAUACACAUUGUAUCUGUGUUUUCUGUUAUGUUUUUUAAAUACGUCCAUCUUGUGGUUAAACCAAGGUUGUUGAGUGGCAAACUAUGAAGGGGAGAGUGGAAUACAGCUGUUUCUGAGAACCCUCUUCAGGAAUGGUUUUGUCUAUUACUGUUCUUCCCUCUGACUGUCCAAGGAGUGACCUACCCAGACUGGCACCAUGUGCCAUAAAAACCACAGGGACACAGAAACCUGUAUACCUGGUUAAUUAUGAUACAUUACAAAUUAGUAAUGUUUCAUGUUAGUAAGCAAAAUGCUUCUUAAUUUUAAGUAACCUGAUACUUUGCAUAUUUGUAAAUUACAGGAAAAAUGGUUUUUAAUGUUAUUGUCCAGCAACUUGCUGCUUGAUGCUGUUUUUAAUUAGUACUAGUCUCGACUCAGCCAUUGCGUUACUUGGCAUCGUGGUUUUUGUUUUUCUGGUGGAAUGCUGAUAUAUGCUUCUUCUCUUGCAAUCAGAAGAUUAACAUUUUAUACUCACAAGCUGACAUUUUACUGAACUUCCUGUAUCAUUAUGCAGUAUAUAGUUUAUGUACUGAAUGGAGGCAGCCAUGUGAAAGCCAUGGCAAAGUAAGAACUUGUGUUAUAUGAAUAAAAACUGCUGAGUUGA